AUGGCAGCGAUACCGAGGAGUGAGCGGAGCUUUGCCGGAGGGCACCCAACGCCCUAUGCAAAUUAUGCAGGGGAUACGCCUCGCAUUGCGCUCGUCGUGACCCCCUUUUCCGAUGAGAAUCUCCAGCUUGCGGCACAGAUCGGAGCCACUGAUGUUAUUUACUAUGACAUGGACAAGAUGCCCAGCACGGCCGCCGAGCUCAAGGAGCUAGUGCAGCGCUGUGCUCGCUUCAAUCUUCGGCUGUCGGCUGUUGAGGGCGGGCCACCCAUGGAUCUGAUUGUGCAGGGCAAGCCCGGACGGGAUGAGCAGCUCGAGUUUUACAAGCAGUGCAUUCGGGCCAUGGGGGAAGCACAGAUUCCCGUUCUUUGCUACAACUUUAUGCCCUGGCAGUUUCGCGUAGGCCGCACCAGCUACGAGGUGCCCAUCCGAGGCGGUGCCCUCUCUAGUGAGUGGCGCUGGGAAGACUUUGACGACACUGUGCGCACGGACGCUGGCGAAACCUCCCACGAAGACAUGUGGCAGAACCUAGAGUACUUUCUCAAAGCCGUGAUACCUGUGGCUGAGGAAGCUGGCGUCUAUCUGGCCUGUCAUCCCGAUGACCCGCCGUUUCCACGUGUUCGUGGACUUGCCCGUAUCCUCACUUCCCCCGAGGCCUUUGAGCGCAUGUUGCAUCUGGUGGACUCCCCCCACAACGGCAUUACGUUUUGCCAGGGCUGCUUCUCGGAAAUGGGCAUUGAUUUGCCCGAGGUGGUGCGUCGCCUGGGUCAUCGCGCACACUUUGUUCACUUUCGCGACGUUCAGGGUACAGCCAAGGAUGGCUUUGUUGAGACGUUCCAGGACGACGGGCAGACGGACAUGCUGGAGGCCCUGCGGGCCUGGCGUGACGUGGGUUUCAAUGGAAUCGUUCGUCCAGACCACGUGCCUCUACUGCCCACGGUUGAAGAGGGCCAUGCCGUCGGGGAAAAGGCUCGAGGGUACUUUUCAGGCAAAGCCAGUGGCUAUACGAUGAUGGGCCGCAUCUACGCUGUGGGCUACAUGCGUGGACUCUGGCACGCCGUUUAUGGCAAGGAGCGAGGAUCGGUUCGAAAUCAGCAGCUUGGUUCGACAAAUUAG
Monosiga brevicollis MX1 is the source of this 1113-nucleotide messenger RNA. RefSeq lists its product as uncharacterized. Lineage: Eukaryota; Choanoflagellata; Craspedida; Salpingoecidae. The coding region runs from base 1 to 1113 and encodes 370 amino acids. The record is from RefSeq and is a predicted model, not a curated record. Gene Ontology annotation, molecular function: manganese ion binding; mannonate dehydratase activity; ferrous iron binding. Gene Ontology annotation, biological process: D-glucuronate catabolic process. The transcript has 3 exons.